This is a messenger RNA of Mollisia scopiformis, 1651 nucleotides long. Its product is annotated as Clavaminate synthase-like protein. The transcript has a single exon. Gene Ontology annotation, cellular component: mitochondrion. The coding region runs from base 163 to 1569 and encodes 468 amino acids. Gene Ontology annotation, molecular function: oxidoreductase activity. Gene Ontology annotation, biological process: carnitine biosynthetic process. The record is from RefSeq and is a predicted model, not a curated record. NCBI's taxonomy places the organism in Eukaryota, Fungi, Ascomycota, Leotiomycetes, Helotiales, Mollisiaceae.
AGUAUAUAAGAUAUCCUUUUCACCCAGCUCUGUAGAAACCAUUAUCACUCAUCUCAGCUUUUCCCAACACAAGUUAUUUAUGUUCUCGACUGUCUCAAAAACAAAACACAGCUAUCUUAGUCAACUCAAAGACUGCUCACUGCGCAACCCAUCUUGCAAAUCAUGCCUUCAACCUUGCUCCCUACCUUGCCCACUCAGGUCGAAGUUACCUGGAAGGGACAAAGUCCUGACACCAAAAAGGUCGCGAAAUCCACCAUUAGUUGCAAGAAAUGCAGCAAGGGAAACAAAGUCACCGUCAUCUUCCCUGACGGAGAGUUCACCUUUCACUCCCAAUGGCUCCACGACGCCCGCUGCGAUGACGGGGCCUCCAGGAAUACUGUUACUGCCAUCAGCACGCAAUCCGACGAAACGGUUCGCAUUGAUAGCGCAGAGAUGAACACCCAAGACUCAAUGGUCACUUUGGAUGUCACCUGGAGUGAUGGACUCAGCUCCAAGUUCCCCGUUGAGUGGCUCCGCGUCAUGGCUCCCAUUGUAGCUUUGCAGUCUAAUGGAAACUCCGCCAUCACAACUGAUGCACCAACCCAAGGAUGGACUGUUGAGAGUUUGAACAUUCCAGAUGUCUCCUACAAGGAGCUCUUCGAUACUGAAACCGAGCCUGAGCGCAUGGAUACCCUCAUGCUUGCUGUUCUCGAUCACCUACUUGGUGCUUCUUCGACCGGACUCGUCAAGAUUGUCGACCUUCCCGACCCAAACUAUGAAGACGAGUUGAAUCAUGUCAACAACCUCUGCACCUUGAUCCUCAAGAAGAUCUUCGGCUCUGUGUUCAUCCAUCCUACCCGCGGGGCAGAUAAAUCCUUCAACGUCUCCUCCCGCAGUAGCGAAGCAGACAAGAGGAAAGAACUCCCAAACUACGACACUUCACAGGUCCUGCUACCCCACGCAGACCAUGCCUUCUACGAGACGCCCAUCCAAGUCCAAGGAUGGUACAUCCUCGAAGGCGAAAGCGAGAACACCUUCGUGUCCGUCCUAGCCGCACUCCAGACCCUCAAAGAAGAACACCCAGAGUCCUAUCACCACCUCUGCAACGAUCCCAUGACACUAGGUCGCGUCUCCGCCUUCUACGGCGAAGCCGUCUCGCAAAUGACCGUCGACACGGCUGUCUCCAUGCAGCCCGGCACCAGCGACCAAUUCAAGCGCGUCCGCUGGCACCCAAACUUCAUCGGCAGUCUGCUCUCUCCCUACGAAGAAUAUGACGAGGCGCGGCUAGCGCAAAAACGCUUCCUUGAAGUCAUGAGACGGGACACGCACCAGCUCAAGGUUAACCUUAAGCCGGGCGAUAUGUUCCUUUGGGACAAUUACCGCGUCUUGCAUGGGCGCGAGAAAGUCUUUGCUGUCCCGCGCACGGGUGUCGGGCAGACUGUUCCCGAGCAGGUGGUGCAUGAUAGGUAUCGAGCGCUUUGUAUUAGUAUGCUGAGUGGGUUUGUUGGGGAUCAGUGGUUGGUUCAUAUGCCGAUGCCGCAGUUGAGGGAGAUGGUGAAGCUUGUUCAGGAAAAGCGCUUCUUGGUUUGAAGGUGCUGCAAAGAUGUACGAGGGAGCUAGUGCGGGGACGUUGGCUGUUGCUGGGUUUCUUAGAUGUGAUUGACGUUGUUUU